UAUCCCCGCCCUCUUCAGGACGCUGCCCCUGCGAUUGGCUCUCCUCGCCCCACCCCUGAUUCCGGAACUCCAAGUCCGUCCUGCCCCGGGGCUGGACCAGACUAGGCCACCAUGGACCUGGGGCUUGCAGGCCGGCGGGCGCUGGUCACCGGCGCAGGCAAAGGCAUCGGGCGCAGCACGGUGCUGGCGCUGCAGGCGGCGGGCGCACACGUCGUGGCCGUGAGCCGGACCCGAGAGGACCUUGACAGCCUGGUCCGCGAGUGUCCUGGCGUGGAGCCUGUGUGUGUGGACCUGGCAGACUGGGAGGCCACAGAAAAGGCCCUAAGCAAUGUGGGACCCGUGGACCUGCUGGUCAACAAUGCUGCGGUGGCUCUGUUGCAGCCCUUCCUGGAGGUCACCAAGGAGGCCUGUGACAUGUCCUUCAGUGUGAAUUUUCGGGCUGUCAUCCAGGUGUCUCAGAUUGUGGCCAAGGGGAUGAUAGCCCGCGGAGUCCCAGGGGCCAUUGUGAACGUCUCCAGCCAGGCCUCCCAGCGAGCACUGACCAACCAUACUGUUUACUGUUCUACAAAGGGUGCGCUGGACAUGCUGACCAAGAUGAUGGCGCUAGAGCUUGGGCCCCACAAGAUCCGUGUGAAUGCAGUAAACCCAACGGUGGUGAUGACACCCAUGGGCCGGGCCAACUGGAGUGACCCCCACAAGGCCAAGGUUAUGCUAGAUCGAAUCCCGCUUGGCAAGUUUGCUGGUAAGUUAGGCAGGAGUCCAGACCUGGUGCUUGCCUGGGUCCGGGUGGGGGUGGGGGUGGGGGCCCGGGGGGGGGUGGGUAAUGUGGUAGACACCAUCCUCUUCCUCCUGAGCAACCGGAGUAGCAUGACCACUGGCUCCGCUCUGCCGGUGGAUGGGGGUUUCCUGGCUACCUGA
This is a messenger RNA of Acomys russatus (golden spiny mouse), 918 nucleotides long. It is a transcript of the gene Dcxr, whose product is annotated as dicarbonyl and L-xylulose reductase. Lineage: Eukaryota; Metazoa; Chordata; Mammalia; Rodentia; Muridae. The transcript has 8 exons. Gene Ontology annotation, molecular function: L-xylulose reductase (NADPH) activity; carbonyl reductase (NADPH) activity. Gene Ontology annotation, biological process: glucose metabolic process; xylulose metabolic process. The record is from RefSeq and is a predicted model, not a curated record. Bases 112 to 918 code for a protein of 268 amino acids.